Mercenaria mercenaria is the source of this 1230-nucleotide messenger RNA. Its product is annotated as katanin p80 WD40 repeat-containing subunit B1-like. Gene Ontology annotation, molecular function: protein binding. The coding region runs from base 114 to 1205 and encodes 363 amino acids. Gene Ontology annotation, biological process: microtubule depolymerization. Gene Ontology annotation, cellular component: katanin complex. The record is from RefSeq and is a predicted model, not a curated record. The transcript is spliced from 10 exons. NCBI's taxonomy places the organism in Eukaryota, Metazoa, Mollusca, Bivalvia, Venerida, Veneridae.
GGUCGAAGCCGAAGUCAUGGACUCGAAAUUCUUCUAAAUUCCCAACUAUUUGACAUAUAUAUACUUUUGUAUAAGAUGAAUUAGUGUUUUAUUGCUUAAUUAGUUAUUACAAGAUGUCUCAGACAAAGAGAGCAUGGAAACUUCAGGAGUUUGUAGCCCAUGGUGCGAAUGUGAACUGUUUGGCAAUGGGUCACAAGACAGGCCGAGUGAUGGUGACAGGAGGUGAGGACAGGAAGGUCAACCUGUGGACGGCUGGAAAACCAAACUGUAUCAUGAAAACAGAGGAAUCAAUUGGAGAUUUUACCUCCAUGAUGAGCCUGGCUGGUCACACAACACCUGUAGAUUCUGUGAGAUUUGGACACAAUGAGGAGAUGGUUGUGGCUGGCUCUAUGUCCGGAGCGCUUAAAAUAUGGAACCUUGAGGAGGCCAAAAUAUUAAGAACAUUGACAGGACAUAAAUCAAGUGUAAAGAGUUUAGACUUCCAUCCAUAUGGUGACUAUGCUGCAUCGGGAUCACAAGAUAGUACUAUAAAGUUAUGGGAUAUACGUCGUAAAGGUUGUAUAUAUACAUACAAGGGUCAUACAAAUCCUGUGAACACGUUGAGGUUCAGUCCAGAUGGAAAGUGGAUAGCUUCUGGUGGAGAGGAUGGACUGGUUAAGAUUUGGGAUUUGACUGCUGGCAAGCUAUUGACAGAUAUGCGACUACAUACUGCUGGUGUUAAUGUGAUAGAAUUCCAUCCUAAUGAGUUACUACUGGCAUCUGGUAGCUCAGACAAAACAGUAAAAUUUUGGGACUUAGAAACAUUCCAGCUGAUUUGCACAACAGAUACAGAUGCCAGUCCCAUCAGGUGUUUAUACUUUCACCCGGAUGGUACCUGUGUUUACUCUGGUGUUAAAGAUUUCCUGAAGGUGUAUGGCUGGGAACCAACACAGUGUUAUGACUCUGUACCUAUUACUUGGGGAGAAGUGGCAGACAUGAGCCUAGCUCAGAAUCAGCUUAUUGGUGCUUCAUUUUCAAAGACAAAUGUCUCGACGUUUGUAAUAGAUCUGAAAAGAAUACAACCACACGGUGGAGUGCCACAUCAAGAAGGAGGUCAACAACUAUCCAGGUACAGUGUCACUGACUUUCUAUUAACAGUUUUUGCUAAAUACCACAUCUCUAGCUUGGUAGCCAAUCAGAAGUCUGUUCAUUACCUUUGUAGCUAAUUAUCAUUUAGCCAGCUGGUGGCAA